CUUUAAACGAAAAGUAAAAAUUGUAAAUUUUCUCGUUAUCUAUUCACCAUAUGUAGAAUAACAUCCAUAUAUGUUUUGAUUGCUAGUGUUGUGCGUCGGAUGGAUUGUUAAACAAGUUUCCGUGAAUGGUGAUUUAGAUAGGAAAAUCUACAUGGGACAACCUAUAGGGUUGUUAUUCAUGAACAUGCUUAGGGAGUCUAUAGUUAGACAAAUCAUUGUAAGAUUUGAAAUAGACUCUAAAAUGAUGGCACGAAUAAACUGGUUCUCUCUCAUGGUUUUAAAAGUGAAAGUGACAAGUGCAUUUAGUACAAAUUUGAGAAUGACACUUGCAUUAUGAAUGACAUGUCGAUCUUUGGUACAAAGACUCGUGAUGUCAAUAUUGAAAAACCAUGAUGGUUGAGAAUUUUGAAUGUGAAGGAUCUGUUUGAAACAAAUGUUAUGCUUAGAGAUCCUAAUAACUAGGAAAAUACAAGAUGUACACCUGCAUACAUGUUUGAUGAUGCUAGUAUAAAUAUUUAAAGAACCCCUAAGACGGUGUAAGAAAGUUAGAAUAUACUAGCAUUUACAGUCUGCGAGAGGCAGCUGAUAAACAUGAGACCCGAUAUAGUGGGGGGUACUUGGCAGGCUUAUUGAUUGUCCUAGUAUGAAGCAUUGAAAUGCUAUUGAAAGGGGUCAUGAGACACCUUAAAAGAACAGAAAACCUUGGUAUUUGUUAUCAAUGGUUUUGCUGUAUUGGUAGGGUAUAGUGAUGCGGAUUAGAAUACCCUAUAGAGGACUCCAAGACAACAAGAGGAUGUGUUUUAAAACAUCGAUAGAGAAGCUAUGUCUUGGAAGUCUAAGAAGUAAACGAUCCUGGCUCAAUCAACUAAGAAAUCAGAAAUGAUAGAGCUAGCAAUGGCUAGUAAAAAGAAAAGUUGAUUGAGAGGGUCAUUACUAGAGAUUCCCUUAUGGGAAAGACCGAUCCCUCCGGUAGUUGAUUCAUUGUGAUAGCGUCGCAGCUAUUACUAAAGAAGGGAACCGGUUCUAGAACCAAAAGAGACGACAAAUUCGUCGUAAGCACAGUACUGUAAGAGAAAUCCUAACGAUAGGAGCAAUGAGGGUGGAUCAUGUGAGAUCCUAACAGAAUCUAGCUGAUCCUUUGACGAAAGGAUUAUCUAGAGAGAAAGUCCAAAGUACCGCCAAGGGUAUGACACUUAUGCCUACCGAACCACGGACUACAAGUGAUGGUAACCCGACCCAAUAGACUGGAGAUCCCAAGAAAUGGGUUCAAUGGGUAAUAACAAGUCAUGAGUAGUAUGCGAAAAGUUCAUGCAUAGUGAAGCAUGAAUCCCAAAGCCUUAGAGGUUGAGUUAAACUCUUAAUGAGAUCUAUACUCUAUGUGGAGUGAAGUACUUUACUUUGGGGGUACUUCUGAUAGACUCACCUAUGUGAAUGUGGGAGUGGGGCCGCUCCCUAUGGAACUUUGGAGGCACAAAUUUGCUAGAGCGUUCACUAAACCGGGAUAACGUGCAUGGCCAUAAACGCACGGCCUAUGAGAGAAUAUCACUCAAUGAAAAGAUCCGGUGUGCUACAUUGUCUGAGAUAGGGUUCAAGACUACGAGUCACCCUUAUGAAAUCGGAAGUGUAACCACUAUGCUAAGGUUCAAAUCUUCGCGAUACCUUAGCUUAUGCCCGAUCUUAUGGAACUGUUGAUGCUCAGAGAUAGUUUCAAAACUAUUCAAGUGGGGGAUUGUUGGGAUGAAUAGCUUUGAAAAGCUAUAAAUGAAAUUCCUAAUUAAUUGUCCAGUAUUUUCCAUAAUACUUAAAUAAGAUGGAUAAUUAAUAAAAGGAAUAUUAUGGAGAUAAUUAGGAAUAAUUAUCUUAAUAGAUUAUAUUUUAAUUAUGGGAGUAAUUAUCUCCCUAAUUAAAAUAUGACUUAUUCCCAAAGAAAGAGGGAAUAUUCUGGGUUUUCUGCUCCUAUAAAUAGGAGGCGCCCCAGACCCUCUAAACACACCUUAGAAGAGCAAAAACACGAGAGAGAGUGAAUUCAUAGAGCUCCGGUUUUUCGCACAAAACCGAUGAGCAACAAAAUCAGAAUGACUGUUUUAUCCUGAAGGCGACCGGCUGAUAGUCUGCUGUGCGCAUUACGAGGCAGUGCCGCGAACGUCUUAAAGAGAGCGACCUAGUCCGCGACUUAGCCAGAUUCGGUAACCCUAAUUUAUCUGUUCGGUAUCUAACAGUUACUGACCCAUCAGUUACUGACAUGACCGGCUCCCGAUAAAUUGGAUGUUAGCAUCCUAACUACUGCUUACAUGCAGUGGGGGCAAUCAACUUCUCUCUCGAUGGUGGCUAGUAAGCUUCAUCUGUCGAAGGUACAAAAUUGACUACAUACAAGAUUAAGUUUUACAUUGUUAUAUUCAUAAGUAAAUUUCUCUCCCACUAUGAAAAUUGAAUCAAAUUAGGAUGUGGAUGGACUUGGUUAGAUGUCGAUGACCAGACAAAUUCGAGAUUGAUUUCAAUCGGCAAGAUUAUCAUGUGGACAGGAUUGUCAGAGGAAGAGGUUGGAAAGAGAAAAAAAUAUUGUCGAAAUCAUUGUGAAACUCGAUAGGAAGUAUAUAUUUAUUCUAAUAAUAUAUAGUAGAGUUCUGUGUAUUUUUCUUCAUUUCAAAUUUUCUUUAACGAUAGUGAAAGUAGGAAGGACAAUUUGGUCUUUACAAUUAAUCAUAUAAAAAAUAUUAAUAUCAAGAUUUGAAAUCAGAUCUCUUUAAAGAAAGAUAACAAUCACAACCAAUUACACUAAACAAGUUUGUUGUAUAUUUUCUAAUACAAAACAUAAAUGAAGUUAAACUCCGAAAAUCUGAGAACUUGCCAUCAUGAUUAGCAAGCCCACUAAGUCUACCGUAUGUAUUUUUCAAUUUAAAUAUAAAAUUUGUGCUUAUUUAUUAUCUCUUUCUUACUUCCUCCGAAAUUUCCUACAUCAUGCAACAGUUUGCGCCCCUUUCAAUUCCCGUUACAAGGUUGCCUUUGAAAAUCAAUCUUCCGGUAUCUCUUGGCACUACAGUUUUAUUGUUGGGGAUUUAAACUGGGCAAGUAGAAGAUUUUAACUCUGAUAUCAAUUCAUGGAGAGUUAUAUAGAGUUCAGUAAAUGGAGUUGCAAGAGGAGGAUUAGAAAUUGAAUUUUUAAUUGAAACAUAUGCUAAUUGAGAUUGAAGAUAGAGUGGAUAAAAAUUUGGUUGUAUGACGGAGAGUGGUGGUUAUUGGAUCGUUAGGUUUAUGGUUUUGCAGCUAUCACAACCUAUUUCUAUCUUAAAAUGAGGAAUCAUUGAUUGAUUUACUGAAGUAGGUCAGCUCUUUAUUCAACCUACUAGAACUGAUAGACAAGGAGUGUCUAAUUUAGUGCCUUAUUACUUUGAACGAGUCUAUUAGUACAUUGGAGGUAAUUCUAAUUUUGUCGUUUGCUUUCAAAUUUUGAUGGUCCCCUCUUAGCGGAGUUGUUAGUAUAUAUUUGACUUGAUCAACUACUCUUCAUUUCUUUUUGAUUAGUGACAUAUUUUUCCGAAAAAGAGAGCAUUCAAACUAUCUAUGGGCCUUGUGGGAAUUUUGUGAGGUUUUAUAGUCUAUCUUUCUUGACAAUCAACUAACCAAAAACAU
Messenger RNA from Linum trigynum, 3630 nucleotides. The record is from the annotation of a GenBank genome assembly. NCBI's taxonomy places the organism in Eukaryota, Viridiplantae, Streptophyta, Magnoliopsida, Malpighiales, Linaceae.